Molecule: messenger RNA, 957 nt
Organism: Ramularia collo-cygni
Lineage: Eukaryota; Fungi; Ascomycota; Dothideomycetes; Mycosphaerellales; Mycosphaerellaceae
Product: related to EMI5 Protein required for transcriptional induction of the early meiotic-specific transcription factor IME1, also required for sporulation
Exons: 2
Coding region: 1-957 (318 amino acids)
Biological process (GO): protein-FAD linkage; mitochondrial respiratory chain complex II assembly; tricarboxylic acid cycle
Cellular component (GO): mitochondrion
Source: RefSeq, a predicted model, not a curated record
AUGACUCCCGCUCGUCUACUUCUCCGAUCAAGCCAAUUGCUCGCGCGCUCCAACGUGCGAUCCUUCACCAGCAGCAGCUCUCGAUUCGCUGGCAUCCCUCUCAAUGAACGAGGCAACGAUACUGCCGAAGAAUACAGGCGGUACAUGAAAGAGAAGCCGCUGAACCCGCACAUGACCAACACCACCUCGACCAUUGCCAACGAGAUGCCCAGCAUUGGCAAGGAUGCUGCUCCACCGGAGCUCAUCACAAGUGUAGACAAGGACUUUGUGCCCAAAGACUCGGUGCAGGAGAACACGGACAGGAUGACGGGCGGCACACAGGCAGCUGCCCCUGACUCCGGAGUGAAUGCAGACCUAGGGGUAGGUGAAAUUGAGGGCGGAACCUUCAAGGUCGAGCCACUCCGCCGCACAGGCGAGGACGUCAACACCACCCGUGCCCGUCUCCUUUACCAAAGCCGCAAAAGAGGGACGCUAGAGUCCGACCUGCUGCUGUCCACCUUUGCCGAUGAGCACCUCGGCUCGAUGACGGAGGCACAGCUGCAGCAGUAUGACACAUUCCUCGACGAGAACGACUGGGAUAUCUACUACUGGACGACGCAGGAGGCACCGCCUACUUCCAUGGCAUAUGCUGAGGGUGCGGGACCAGACAUGGCGGCACCCGAGGCACAGGGCAAGGAUAUGGAGGGAGGAGCGAACAGCGCGGGUGGGAAGUUGGUGCGUAAGCCUGGAACUGGCGAGUGGGCGCAGACUGUCGGCACCUUCAAGCCUGCCUACCGACCUGUACCUCAGAGGUGGAAGAACAGUGAGAUUCUGUCGUUGUUGAGGAAGCACGUCAUUGAUCGCAGCGCCGGUGGAAUUCAUAUUGCUGGAGGCGAGGAGGCACCGGUGGACUCGAGCGGCAGGAAGGGCGGUGGACUUGGUUUCAUGCCGGAGCUGAAGAACUUCGACCGACCAUGA